GGACGUAUGGUGUAGUUUAUAGAGCUAAAGAUAAAAAGACAGGAAGAAUCGUGGCACUCAAGCAAGUACGUCUAGAUUCACCAUCUAUCGGAGACAAAGAAGGAAUUCCACCCACUUCACUUCGAGAAAUUUCUUUGCUAAAGGAAUGCACGAAACAUGAAAAUAUUGUAAAACUACUUGACAUUGUAAAUCAAGAAAAUAAGCUGUUCCUUGUUUUCGAGUUCCUUACAAUGGAUUUGAAAAGAUAUAUUCAUUCUUUUAAUGAAGGAUUGGAGCAUAAAAAGAUUCUGAAACUCAUGUACCAACUUCUUGAUGGUACUACAUUCUUACAUAAACGACGAAUCUUUCAUAGGGAUUUAAAACCUCAAAAUCUAUUAAUUGAUCAAGAAGAAAAUCUUAAACUAGCAGAUUUUGGGUUGGCCAGAGCCGUUGGUAUUCCUUUGAGACCUUAUACACAUGAGGUAAUUACUCUAUGGUAUAGAGCCCCAGAACUUAUGCUUGGUAGUCCAACUUAUUCUUUUGCCGUUGAUAUGUGGAGUAUAGGAUGUAUAUUUGCCGAGAUGGCUAAUAAAAAG
This is a messenger RNA of Racocetra persica, 575 nucleotides long. NCBI's taxonomy places the organism in Eukaryota, Fungi, Glomeromycota, Glomeromycetes, Diversisporales, Gigasporaceae. The record is from the annotation of a GenBank genome assembly.